This is a messenger RNA of Lacerta agilis (Sand lizard), 2373 nucleotides long. It is a transcript of the gene DCBLD1, whose product is annotated as discoidin, CUB and LCCL domain containing 1. Bases 5 to 2155 code for a protein of 716 amino acids. The record is from RefSeq and is a predicted model, not a curated record. NCBI's taxonomy places the organism in Eukaryota, Metazoa, Chordata, Lepidosauria, Squamata, Lacertidae. The transcript is spliced from 15 exons.
GGCCAUGGGUCGCUGCAGGCGGCGGCUUCUGCUGCCGGGAGCUCCGGCGCUCGCCCUCUUCCUCCUGCUGCUGCCCGUUUGGCUGCUCGGGAGCUCCGCGGAGAAUCUCGGAGAUGGAUGUGGGCCUAUGAUAAUCUAUCAAGACAGUGGAACACUGGCGUCUAAGAACUAUCCGGGGACCUACCCCAACUACACUACCUGUGAGAGGAGAAUUCAGGUGCCUCAGGGGAAACGUCUGAUCUUGAAAAUUGGAGACUUGGAUAUUGAAUCCCAGCAAUGUGAAUCUAACUAUCUUAGCAUCCACAGUUCUACAACAGUGCAUGGACCCUACUGUGGAAAUGUGCCUGUCCCAGAAGAAAUCAUCUUAGAUUCUAAUGAAGCAACCAUUCACUUUGAGAGCAGGUCCCAUGUGUCUGGAAGAGGCUUCCUGUUGUCCUUUGCUAGUAGCGACCAUCCAGAUCUAAUCACAUGUCUGGAGAGAGCAAACCACCACGUGGAGAAUGAAUUCAGCAGGUACUGUCCAGCUGGUUGCAGAGACAUAGCAGGUGAUAUUUCUGGGAAUAUAGUGGAAGGAUACAGAGAUACUUCCUUAUUGUGUAAAUCUGCCAUACACGCUGGAGUAAUUGCAGACGAAUUGGGUGGUCAGAUUAGUGUGAUUAAACUGAAAGGAACAAGUCGGUAUCAAGGAAUCCUAGCCAAUGGCAUCCUUUCUCAGGAUGGCUCUCUGUCAGAUAAGCGGAUUAUUUUUAACUCAAAUGGUUGCAAUCAAUCACUGAACCUAGAAGGAGGAAAUGCCUCUGAUGGUCAGAUCACUGCCUCAUCGUUCUGGGACGAAACCAAUGACAUUGGGGAGGUGGUCCCGUGGUCUCCUGUUAGGGCCUGGUUCAAAGUCCAAGGGCCUUCCUGGGCAGCAAACCAGAGCAACCCUCGGCAGUGGCUUGAAAUUGACCUGGGAGAAAGGAGAAGAAUAACAGGAAUUAGAACCACAGGGUCCACAAUGCUCAAUUUUAACUAUUACGUCAAGACGUUUAUUGUCAACUAUAAAAAUAACAACUCAAAAUGGAGGACUUACAAAGGAAUCCUAAGCAAUCAAGAAAAGGUAUUCAAAGCCAACUCUAAUCAUGGAGACAUAGUCCGGAAUAAUUUCAUUCCCCCCAUAGUAGCCCGCUACGUGAGAAUUAUUCCACAGAGCUGGAACAAAAGAAUAGCUCUGAAGGUGGAACUUAUUGGUUGUCGCAUAAACCAAGUUAACAGCUCCCUUACGCAUCCGCUCUGGCAGAGACCGAGUCAAAGCACAGGUGUCUCGGUUAGAAAAGAAGACAGAACCAUCACAGAGCCCAUACCCUCAGAAGAAGGUGGCUUAGGACUGCAGCUUACUACCAUAAUCGUUCCAGUAGUAGUGGUGUUUUUGCUGUUCCUGAUAUCUGGAAUUGGUAUCUGUGCUGCUGUACGAAAGAGAGGAAGGAAAGGAGGUGCUUAUGGCUCAUAUGACACCGGAAAACCAGGACUUGAACUUCUAGGUUUCUGGAAACAAAUCAAGCAACCCUUUGUCAGACACCAUUCUACUGAAUUCACCAUCAGUUAUAAUAAUGAAAAGGAUACGCCACAAAAGCUAGAUCUCGUCACAAGAGAGAUGGCAGAUUAUCAACAGCCUCUCAUGAUAGGAACUGGGACAGUAACCCGAAAGGGAUCCACUUUCAGACCCAUGGACACAGAGAAUGAGAAAAAAGGUAGCACCGAGACUGGGAACCAUUACCACUGCCCACAGAGAGCAAAUCGGCAUGAUUAUGCACUGCCUUUGACCAACCACGAGCCUGAAUACGCCACUCCUAUUAUAGAGCGACAUGUAGGAAGAGAAAACACUUUUCCUUCAGAGAGCUGCUAUAACAUUCCUACUGCUUCUGCUGUGCAUAAAUGUUCCCUUUCCACGGGCACUUUCACUGCCUUGUGCCAGACUGAAACGGGGAGUGAAGAUUAUCAAAUACCACAAAGUCAGAAGGAGUAUGAUAAGCCAAAAAUGAAAGCCUUGCCCACACUUGACUACAAUACUGGCUAUCAGAAGCCCCAAACCAGUUUAUUGACAGAUGAGGGCUAUUCAACACCCAGAUACUGCCUAAAACCAGUAAAUCAGACUGCAAUGACAGCUCUCCUGUAACCUUAAGGACCAGCGGAAACUCACUGCCCUAAUGUUUAAAGCACUGGAUUAGAUUUAGAGCAAAACAAAAUUUGCUCUUGGCUGAGGAGUGAAAGCUGUCUUUGCAGUAAAGUCUUCAGACAGUCGAUUCUCUGCAGCUGUGAUAUUGGUGCUCCACUCUUAACAUUGUGCAAUGUGUACAUACAUUUUUUAUUUAAUAAAAAUAACUUAAACUUUAA